Alternaria hordeiaustralica is the source of this 891-nucleotide messenger RNA. RefSeq lists its product as uncharacterized. The transcript has a single exon. The record is from RefSeq and is a predicted model, not a curated record. The coding region runs from base 1 to 891 and encodes 296 amino acids. Lineage: Eukaryota; Fungi; Ascomycota; Dothideomycetes; Pleosporales; Pleosporaceae.
AUGCAUCACUUCAUUCUUGUCGCUUCAGCUCUGGCCGCUGGUGUCCUCUCUCAUCCGCACAUCCAUGCAAGGCAGCCGGGAGUUGUCUAUGAGACCAAGAUGAUCAUACAGACGGUCGUCGUCACGGUUACUCGAGGCUACACUCCACCGACAUCCACCUCUUUGGCCCUAUCUGCUACCGUUAUCGAUAGUCCCAAGGACACUCCAACCCCGGAGCCGAAGCCCCAGCCUGCCCCUAAGCCUGAGCCCUCGACUUCCAAGGUUCCUGAUGCUCCCGCCAUGUCACAAGCGCCCAUGCCCAGCGACAACCCUGCGCCCAAGCCUGCCGAUCCAGUUCAAAAGCAUCCAUCGGGCGAAGACCAGGCCUACCUCUCUUCUGGACCCGACUAUCAAGCUGCAAUACUGUUCCAUCACAACGCCGUUCGUGCGAAUCACGAUGCAGCUCCACUGAGCUGGGACUCCGCCUGCGAGGCAAAUGCGCGUAUUGCUGCUAGCAGGUGCGACUUCGAGCACUUCACCCCACAGGGCGCCGGCCAAGGUCAAAAUUUGUUUGUUGUCUCUGGCGACGCAUUCAACGUUACGGCGGGCAUAUCGGAGACCUGGUACCAUGGCGAGCUUCCCCAUAUGACACCUUGGUUUGGCAAGAGUGACCUGCCUCAUGAGGUCUUCGAGAAGGUCGGUCAUCUCACACAGAUGGUGUGGAAGGACACCACCAAAGUCGGAUGCGUCUCUCUUGACUGUGGUGGGGCCAUGACUGUCAACGGCAUAGGUUCGGCCAUGAACAAGUACACAGUCUGCAAUUACGCUCCGUCGGGUAACUACAAAGGGCGGUAUGCAGCGCAAGUCGCCCCUCCUAUCCCAUCUGCCAACAUUAUCGGCUGGGCAGACUAG